This is a messenger RNA of Kazachstania africana CBS 2517, 1710 nucleotides long. It is a transcript of the gene ERT1, whose product is annotated as Ert1p. Lineage: Eukaryota; Fungi; Ascomycota; Saccharomycetes; Saccharomycetales; Saccharomycetaceae. Gene Ontology annotation, molecular function: zinc ion binding; RNA polymerase II transcription regulatory region sequence-specific DNA binding; DNA-binding transcription factor activity, RNA polymerase II-specific. The transcript has a single exon. The coding region runs from base 1 to 1710 and encodes 569 amino acids. Gene Ontology annotation, biological process: regulation of DNA-templated transcription; cellular response to starvation. The record is from RefSeq and is a predicted model, not a curated record. Gene Ontology annotation, cellular component: nucleus.
AUGUAUGCUGAAAUAAGUAAGGCACCAACCGAUUCUUCUGAUGUACUGUCCAGUGACAGUAGUAAUAAUAACAGCAGUAGUACCAUAAGUCAGACAAGAGUUCCUGGUACAAUGAUGGAAGAGCCCGCACAGAAGAAGAAGAAGAAGGGAAGAAGGAAGAAUACUAGUAUUGCUUGUGUCAAUUGUUCUAAAUGGCACGUUUCGUGUGAUUCUAGUAGACCGUGCAAGAGAUGCGUAAGUAAAGGUUUAGAAGACAAAUGUAUUGAUGCACCAAGAAAAAAGAGCAAGUACCUAGCUGGUAUCCCAGAUGAUGCGCUUCCCUUGUCUGUCCGGAGUAGUGAAGAAUUGUCAAAGAAGAAUUCAGAGCGUUUUAUGGCUCCCUUGGAUGGAAGAAGUCAAAGUAGUCCCGAAAGUCAACAGUAUUCGAAACCAAACUACAUCGUUCAUAAAGCAAAGUUUGCGUCGAAUGCUGCAGACUCUGAAUACUCUAUUUUAUCAAAUAUCAUCCACAAAGAUAGAAUGUUCAACAGAAUUCCGAUCAACAGAUUAUUCUCUCAGAAAUAUACUCCAGGAAGUACCUCACCGAAUGAGCUUUCUUCUGGAAUGAAUACUACGUCGACAAUGUCUACUUCUACAAGUCCACCAAGACAGGAUUUGAAUAUGUUUGCCCAAACCAUGUAUAAUAAUAACAGCAAUAGGAAUAAUCAGCUCAACAACAGUAGGUCUAGUAUUACGGCUUCUUCAAGCAACGAAAAUCUUCCAGAGCAACAUUAUCCUUCUCUUUUGCAGAAUGUUUAUUCAAUCAUACUAGGGCCGCAAUCCCAGGAAAUCGUAAAUUCACAGAUUAAUCUAUUUACGCAUCAUUUUCCUUUGGUUCCUGUAGAAACACAAACGAACUCAUUGAAUUUUAAGAGAUUAAUGCCUUUGGAUCCUACAACAAGCAGUAUAUUACAAAAGGAUUCUGGCAUAAAUCAGUUUUAUUUGAACAAUGAGUCUACUACUUUUCCUGAAGUUGCCUCAAGUUACAAGACCACAAAGGAUAUGCCAGUAUCAUUUGCACUACAAUGUACUUCACCUGAAGUUUUCAAAAUAAGAAGUAACCCUGAUUGGCCCCAUUCCUUACGAUACGAAAGACCCAUGGAAAUUUACACUUUAAUUAAUGAACCUUUUGCACAUACGGAAGGUUUCCAUCAUCUCUUCCUUUAUUUGAACAGCAGAUUUGCGAAGAAAGACCUUGUUGAAAUGUGUAGACGUAUGGCUGAGUUUAGGCCCAUCUUCAUUGCAUGUUCUGUGACAUUGACUGAAGAAGAUAUGAUAUUCAUGGAGCAAUGUUAUCAAAGGACUCUUUUGGAGUAUGCAAAAUUCAUUGAGCAGAUAGGGACUCCAACGUGUAUUUGGAGGCGUAAUGGUCAGAUCUCGUACGUAAAUGAGGAAUUUGAAAUCCUUAGCGGCUGGAAACGAGAAGAAUUGUUGAAUAAAAUGACAUUUAUAGUGGAGAUCUUAGAUGACGAGAGCGUAAGAGACUAUUUUAAUACGUUUGCAAGUGUGGCAUACAAGGAUUUCAAAGGUUCAGAAAGGAUGAAAACAUGUAGAGUCCUUACUCCAAUUAAGGGACAAGUUAUUGAUUGCUGUUGUUUAUGGACACUGAAAAGGGACAUUUCUGGGUUUCCAUUGAUGAUAUUAGGAAACUUCAUGCCUAUAAUGACGUAG